AUGAUGAAACCGGCUGCAGUCCCUCACCACAAUCUCCCUCCGAAAAACUCUCGAAACCAUCUUGAUCGCCAGGUGGCAAUCCGUACAAAUCCUGAGAUUCUUAACAACCCUUAUAGGCGCUCCAGGCGGCGUACUGAUAAGCCCAAACGCGACCGCAAUCUUUUCACUGUGGUGCAUCACAGCAUCUUCCUUCUCCUCUUCCUCCACAUCUGCAAGCACUCCCAAAGUCCCGGGAUCAUAACCUUCCUCAACCCUCAACCUCCUUCUCAUCUCCCUCAACAUCUCACUGACUCUGCCUCUGCCAUGUGGCCGCAUUUUGCGUACAUUACGAGAAGGGCGUUUGCGGCGUGUUGGUUUGUGUCGAGGCCAACUUUGGACAUGUACGCGUGGGCCCGCCUGCCGAGGGCUAAAGUGCCGAGAUCGGCGCACGCGGUCAGCAAGCUGACGAGUGUGAAGCCGUCGGGCUUCACGACAGUACUACUACUAAUACUCUCCGAGCUCAUUCUUCUGUAA
Molecule: messenger RNA, 513 nt
Organism: Striga asiatica
Lineage: Eukaryota; Viridiplantae; Streptophyta; Magnoliopsida; Lamiales; Orobanchaceae
Source: the annotation of a GenBank genome assembly